AUGGCCGACGCGGACCAGCCGACGACCAAACGCCCCAAACGCUCCAACGACGCGCGCUUCCCCGUCGCAAGUUGCACCCCUGCUCCUCCUUGAUCGUUCAGGAACUGACCUCUUCCCUCUGACCACAGGCUCGCAUCAAGCGCCUGAUCCAAGCCGAUGAAGAAGUCGGCAAAGUCGCACAAGCCACCCCCGUGCUCGUUUGUACGUUCCGCCCCGCUCCGUCCUUUGAACGUCUUGCUCACCCCCCACCCCCCCCCCCCCCUCCGUGGGUUCUGGUUUCCCAGCCAAAGCGCUCGAGUUGUUCCUGCAACAACUCGUCCAAGCGCUCGUUCAAGAUUCCCAAGCGCGCAACGUGCAAAAGAUCUCGGCCCACACGCUGUACGCCAAAGAUCUGGGCGCACGUGACCUGGCCUUCCCUUCACAAGUCUAAUCCUUCUCACCUCUCGGUCGCACAGUAAACGGGUGAUCAACACCGUUCCUACGUUUGACUUUCUUUCGGACUUGGUCCAACACGUCCCCGAUCCGAUCCAGGCCCAGGACGAAGCCUCCAUCGUCGAGGGGGACCAGAAACCCCGAACGACCGCUGCUACUUCAGCCACGGCUACGGGAUCCAGAUCGAGUGCGAGGGGACGGAAACCGGUGGCCAGGCUGGCGGACUAUGCAACGGAGGAAGGCAGUGCGAAAGAGGCUGGUGCCAAGGAUGAGGAUGACGAGUAUGACGCGUAA
Microbotryum saponariae is the source of this 726-nucleotide messenger RNA. The record is from the annotation of a GenBank genome assembly. Lineage: Eukaryota; Fungi; Basidiomycota; Microbotryomycetes; Microbotryales; Microbotryaceae.